AUGGAUCACGACCUGCUCCUCCUCCUCCUCGCCUCCCUCGCCGCCGUCGUCGCCGCCACCGUCUGGCACCUCCGCGGCCAUGGCAGCGGAGCCAGGAAGCCGAAGCUGCCGCUGCCGCCGGGGCCGAGGGGGUGGCCAGUGCUGGGCAACCUGCCGCAGCUGGGCGACAAGCCGCACCACACCAUGGCGGCCCUCGCGCGCCACCACGGGCCCCUCUUCCGCCUCCGCUUCGGCAGCGCCGAGGUCGUCGUCGCCGCCUCCGCCAAGGUCGCCGGCAGCUUCCUCCGCGCCCACGACGCCAACUUCAGCGACCGCCCGCCCAACUCCGGCGCCGAGCACGUCGCCUACAACUACCAGGACCUCGUCUUCGCGCCCUACGGCGCCCGCUGGCGCGCCCUCCGCAAGCUCUGCGCGCAACACCUCUUCUCCGCCCGCGCCCUCGACGCCCUCCGCCAGGUCCGCCAGGACGAGGCCCGCCUCAUGGUCACCCGCCUGCUCUCCUCCUCGGACUCGCCCGCGGGCCUGGCCGUCGGCCAGGAGGCCAACGUCUGCGCCACCAACGCCCUCGCGCUGGCCGCCGUCGGCAGGCGCGUCUUCGGGGACGGCGUCGGCGAGGGCGCCAGGGAGUUCAAGGACAUGGUCGUGGAGCUCAUGCAGCUCGCCGGCGUCUUCAACAUCGGCGACUUUGUGCCGGCGCUCCGCUGGCUCGACCCGCAGGGCGUCGUCGGCAAGAUGAAGCGCCUCCACCGCCGCUACGACCUCAUGAUGGACGGCUUCAUCAGCGAGAGGGGCGACAGGGCUGACGGCGACGGGAAUGACCUGCUCAGCGUCAUGCUGGGGAUGAUGCGGCAGUCGCCGCCCGCCGCCGGCGAGGAGGACGGGAUCAAGUUCAACGAGACUGACAUCAAGGCUCUCCUCUUGAAUCUGUUCACCGCUGGGACGGACACGACAUCAAGCACGGUGGAAUGGGCACUGGCGGAGCUGAUACGACACCCAGACGUCCUCAAGAAGCUCCAACACGAGCUCGACGACGUUGUCGGAAAUGGCCACCUCGUCACAGAAACCGACCUGCCGCAACUCACCUUCCUCGCCGCCGUCAUCAAGGAGACGUUCCGGCUGCACCCGUCGACGCCACUCUCCCUUCCUCGGGUGGCCGCCGAGGACUGCGAGGUGGACGGCUACCGCAUCCCCAAGGACACCACCCUGCUCGUCAAUGUGUGGGCCAUCGCCCGUGACCCGGCCUCAUGGGGGGAUGACGUCCUAGAGUUCAGGCCCACCCGAUUUCUUCCAGGUGGGUUGCACGAGAGCGUGGACGUCAAGGGAGGCGACUAUGAGCUCAUUCCUUUCGGGGCGGGUCGAAGGAUAUGCGCGGGCCUCAGCUGGGGCCUUCGGAUGGUCACACUCAUGACUGCCACGCUCGUGCACGCGUUCGACUGGACCUUGGUUGAUGGCAUGACACCUGAAAAACUCGACAUGGAGGAGGCCUAUGGUCUCACCUUGCAGCGGGCCGUGCCGCUAAUGGUUCAGCCCGUGCCGAGGCUACUGCCAUCGGCGUACACAAUGUGA
This is a messenger RNA of Triticum turgidum subsp. durum (durum wheat), 1566 nucleotides long. The record is from the annotation of a GenBank genome assembly. Lineage: Eukaryota; Viridiplantae; Streptophyta; Magnoliopsida; Poales; Poaceae.